Prosopis cineraria is the source of this 3832-nucleotide messenger RNA. RefSeq names its product clathrin interactor EPSIN 3-like. The transcript is spliced from 14 exons. NCBI's taxonomy places the organism in Eukaryota, Viridiplantae, Streptophyta, Magnoliopsida, Fabales, Fabaceae. Gene Ontology annotation, molecular function: clathrin binding; phospholipid binding. Gene Ontology annotation, biological process: endocytosis. Gene Ontology annotation, cellular component: clathrin vesicle coat; endosome; plasma membrane. The coding region runs from base 409 to 3447 and encodes 1012 amino acids. The record is from RefSeq and is a predicted model, not a curated record.
UGUAAGUUGCGCUGUCUUUCUCGUCCUUUUUUCUUUCGUUUAACUCCGAGUUUGUAGAGAGAGAAAAUAAAAGAGAAAUAAGGGAUCCAGAGCCAGCCAGCAGGCAGCCCAGGCACCCUCAUCAUUCUCUUCCUCGACGUGAUUUUGUUGUUUGAGGGUGAGACAUCAUCAAACCCCAACUCGUAGAGCUCCUCUGUAUUGUGAAUCCCUCUUAUCCCUUGUAAUAUCUAUCUGUCUUCUUGUUUUCUCUUCCUCACAACGGGCUCGACCGUAUUCAUCUUCCCCUUCCUGCCGACAAAAGCUUCCGAUUGGAUCAGCGUGUGAGAAAAAUUAGAAGCAGGCUUUAUUUAAAUAGGACAAGUGCAACCCGCGGUGCUGGCUCAUAGAUCAUACUGAACUCCAACUCCAAUGAAGAAGGCCAUUGGUCAAACUGUUAGAGACCUUAAAAGAGAAGUAAAUAAGAAAGUGCUGAAAGUUCCUGGGAUAGAACAGAAGGUUCUUGAUGCUACCAGCAAUGAACCAUGGGGUCCUCAUGGAUCACUUCUUGCAGAUAUUGCACAGGCAACCAGAAAUUAUCAUGAAUACCAGAUGAUUAUGGCAGUGAUCUGGAAGCGGAUUAACGACACUGGCAAGAAUUGGCGGCAUGUCUACAAGGCUUUGACAGUUUUAGAAUAUCUGGUGGCUCAUGGGUCAGAACGAGUUAUAGAUGAGAUCCGAGAACAUGCCUAUCAAAUAUCUACAUUGUCCGAUUUUCAAUAUAUUGAUUCCAGUGGAAGAGACCAGGGUAACAAUGUUAGGAGGAAAUCUCAGAGUCUUGUUCUCCUUGUGAAUGAUAAAGAAAAAAUAAUAGAAGUUAGACAGAAAGCUGCAGCCAACAGAGAUAAGUUUCGAAACACUUCAACUGGUGGAAUGUAUAGGCCUGGGUCAUAUUCUGGCGGUGGAGGUUAUGGUGAUAGAUAUGAUGGUGAUCGAUAUGGAAGCAGGGAUGAAGAUAGAUAUGGGUAUGGUUAUGGCAGAGAAAGAGAGUAUGGAUACAGGGAAGAUGAUCGGCACAGUCGUGAUGGUGAUCGUUAUGGCAGAGAUAAUGAAGAACGCUAUAGCAGAGAUGGUUACAGGGAUGAUGAAUAUCAGGGAAGAAGUCCAGGUGCUGAUGAUUACCAACGUGGCUCAAGAAGCAGGAGUGCUGAUAUGGACCGUAAUUAUGAUGACGACGGCCAACAUUCAUCUCGAGGUAGCAGUGUGAAAGCUGAAGAUCAUUCUUUGGAAGCAAGGCUAGAACGCAAACUUUCUCAGCAAAAUGUCAGUGCCCCUCCUAGCUAUGAAGAAGCUGUUAGUGAAUCUCGAAGCCCUAUACAGAGUGAAAGGGAUGUAGAAGCUUCAACAGCAUCUGUUCCAAGGGGUUUUUCUCCAAAUGUCAAUGAUAAUAUAGCUCAAAAUUCUGCUCAUACAGGAUCUUCUCCUCAUGUAAGUGAUAAUCCAACCCCAGCAACUGCUGCUGUUGGUAUUGCUACAUCUGCAAACCAAGAAGCUGAUUCUUUUGAUGAGUUUGAUCCCCGUGGUUCUGUAUCAGCUGCUCCUGCCGCUUCUAAAAAUGUUGAAAUAGAUUUGCUUGGCUCACUUUCAGAGUCGUUCUCUUCAAACACAUUGGCUUUAGUGCCAGCUACACCAGCAACCACUACCCCUGAAGCCAAUGCAAAUGGUGGUUCUGCAACUCCCUUUGCAGCAGCAGCAUCUGGGCCCAAUAACAUCAAUCAGCCAUUUGAAGAUCCAUUUGGUGACUCACCUUUCAAGGCUAUUCCUUCUAUGGAAACUGCUCCAAAUCAACCUCAUACAUAUCAGAGUUUUGAAAUAUCCCAAUCGAGUGGUCUUAAUCCAGAAAAUGUCUCAAACUUUAGGUUUGGGGACUCAUUCUCUGCUGCACCACACUCUACACCUGGUGCCACUCAUCCACAAUCUUUCUCAACAAGCUCCCAGUUUUUGCCUCAGGAUUUGUCAGCUCCACAGCAGGAAACUGAUAUUCUUGCAGACAUUCUUCCUCCAGCACCGUUAUCUGUGAUGACUUCACAUCCAAACACAUCAACCACUGUUUCCCAAACUUCACCUCCCUCCUUUUUAUCGUCAACUGGGCAAUCUGCCCCGGAAUCAUUUUCUGUACCAAGCAGCCAACUUGCGCCACAAGGUUUCUCUGCUGCAACUAGUCAACCUGGACAACAAGCUUUUUCAGUUCCCUCUGGCCAUCUUGUUCAGCAAGGUUUUUCUGCUCCUACAAACCAACCAGUGCAAUCUCCUUUUUCAGCUCCAGCUAGCCAGCAUGCCCAACCUUUUACGACUCCCACUGGGCAACUUCCGUAUCAGACCUUUACAGCUCACACUGGUCAACCUGUACAGCAUGCAUUUUCAUCUCCUAGUGAACAAUCUAUGCAGCCACCCUUUUCUGCUCCCGGUGGUCAACCUGCACAAUCAAGUGGUAAUCUACACGGCGGAUUCAACUCUCAGGUGGGAUCUUUGACUCCACAGCCUCCAAACAUAUCUCAAUCCCAAAACGGACAUAAUGGACAGAUCAGCAGCGAGAGCUUCCUCCCACAAGGAUCUACAGCUCCUAUUCCAUCAUCAAUGGGUUCUCAAGCUCCAACAGGACAGGAUUCACAGAGUGCAAACUAUUUUCUACAGCAGGGAGGAUCUAAUGCUCAAUCUCCAUUUGGUCCUGCAUCACAGUAUAACAGUGGGAACCUUGUUGCACAACAGGGGACUGCAGCUCCCUUUGGCUCGUCGAUUUCCAAUCAACCACAAAGUGUGCCUGGUGGAAAACCAAACGAUGUUUUAGGUAGCUUAUUUGGUUCAACUGGAGGGAAUGCUCCUAAUGCUUCAUCCUAUGCUGUUUCUUCAUCUGGACCAAUUGCUGUAGUUCCUCUACAAUCCAACGACAAGUUUGAGACAAAAUCAACUGUUUGGGCAGAUACACUAAGCAGAGGGCUGGUUAACUUGAAUAUAUCUGGCCCUAAAAUAAACCCAUUAGCAGAUAUAGGAAUUGACUUUGAUGCCAUUAAUAGGAAGGAAAAGAGGAUGGAGAAGCCUGCCGCCACCACUGUAACAUCAACUGUGACCAUGGGCAAAGCUAUGGGAUCGGGUUCAGGUAUUGGUCGUGCUGGUGCUAGUGCUCUCAGAGUUCCAGCUAACCCAAUGAUGGGUUCAGGAGUGGGAAUGGGCAUGGGCAUGGGCAACGGUCCUGGUGUUGGUAUGGGUAUGGGGGCCUAUGGGGGCAUGAAUCCCUCAAUGGGAAUGGGGAUGGGGAUAGGGAUGGGGAUGGGGAUGAACAUGGCUAUGGGGCAAGGAGUCCAGAUGCAACCACCUACUGGUAUACCUCCUGGGUCCAACAUACCAGGUAAUUAUAACUCCAUGAUGGGUCCCGGUGGUUACACCCAACAGCCAUAUGGUGGUUACCGAUGAAAGUGAACACCAUUCUACAUUGCAAGGUAAAGUAUUUUUACUCCGAUUGUUUUGCUACGAUGAAAGAGAUGGCAUGGCAAUGCUGGUGCAAGUGUGCUACUACCUUAAGUGGUCAACAUCUGAGAUUUGAUUUUAAAGCACUGUAUUUUUAACAUGAGUUGUAAUUUUUUUGUAGAGUGACCCAGUGUGAUGUAUGUUUAUUGUUCAACCUCUGCUAUUGUCAUUCUUUUUAGGGUCACAUGUUUCUGUAGCAGCUUUGGCUUGUAUUGAGUACACCAGUGAAUGGUUAGAAUAACCUCAGGCUUCUGUCUUUUGGUUUGUCCCACAUUUUUGCACACCAACCUGUGGUGUGAAAUUAAUAUAUUCUUUUUCUAUUUCCUAUUAA